Molecule: messenger RNA, 1248 nt
Organism: Nycticebus coucang (slow loris)
Lineage: Eukaryota; Metazoa; Chordata; Mammalia; Primates; Lorisidae
Product: keratin, type I cytoskeletal 18-like
Exons: 1
Coding region: 1-1248 (415 amino acids)
Biological process (GO): intermediate filament cytoskeleton organization
Cellular component (GO): keratin filament
Molecular function (GO): structural molecule activity
Source: RefSeq, a predicted model, not a curated record
AUGUCCUUCACCACUCGUCCCACCACCUUCUCCUGCAAUUACUGGUCCCUGGGCUCAGUUCAGGCGCCCAGGUACAGUGUGCGGCCCACCAGCAGUGCAGCCAGCAUCUAUGCAGGCACCGGGGACUCAGGCUCCCGAAUCUUUGAGUCCUGCUCCACCAGUUUCCAGGGCAGCUGGGGAACCAGGGGCCUGGCCACAGGGAUAGCCGAGGGUCUGGCAGGGGGCAUCCAGACCAAGAAGGAGACCACGAAAGAACUGAACAAUUGCCUGGCCUCAUACCUGGACAGAGUAAGGAACCUGGAGACUGAUAAUCAGAGGCUGGAGAGCAAAAUCUUGGAAUACCUGGCGAAUAAGGGGCCCCAGGUCAGAGACUGGGGACAUUACUUCGAGACCAUCAAGGACCUGAGGGCUCAGAUCUUCGCAAAUUCUGUGGACAAUACCUGCAUGGUUCUGCAGACUGACAAUGCCCAACUGGCCAUGAUCCAGUCUGUGGAGAGUGACAGCCAUGGGCUCCGCAAGGUCACUGAUGACACCAAUGUCACUCAGAUGCAGCUGGAGACAGAGAUCAAGGCUCUCAAGGAGGAGCUGCUCUUCAUGAAGAACCAUGAGGAGGAAGUAAAAGGUCUACAAGCCCAGACUGCCAGCUCUGGGUUGACUCUAGAAGCAGAUGCUACCAAAUCCCAAGACCUAAGCAAGAUCAUAGCAGACUUGCAGGCCCAGUAUGACAAGUUGGCUCGGAAGAACCAAGAAAAGCUGGAUAAGAGCUGGUCCCAGCAGAUUGAGGAGAGCACCUCAGUGGUCACCUCACAGUUUGCUGAGGUCGGAGCUACUAAGACAAUGCUCACAGAGCUGACACACACAGUCCAGUCCUUGAAGAUCAAACUGGACUCCAUGAGAAAUCAGACGUUCAGGUUGGAGGACAGCCUGAGGGAGGCGGAGGCCUGCUAUGCCAUGGAGAUGGAGAAUCCCAAUGAGGUCCUGCUGCAUUUGGAGUCAGAACUGGCACAGGCCUGGGCAGAGGGGCAGUACCAGGCCCAGGAAUAUGAGGCACUGCUGAACAUCAAGGUCAAGCUAGAGGCUGAGAUUGCCACCUACCGCCGCCUGCUGAAAGACGAUGAGGACUUCAACCUUGGUGAUGCCCUAGACAGCAGCAACUCCAUGCAAACCAUCCAAAAGAGCGCCACAUGCAGGAUAGUGGACAGCAAAGUGGUGUCUGAGACCAAUAACACCAAAGUUCUGAGACACUGA